GCAUCAUUUGCAUUAAAGUCACUAUCCGGUAUCAAGGAUAACAUCUGAACUGCAAUCAUUAUUAUCAUCCAACGAUCAUCAACGAUAGCAAAGCAAACAGUGCUGGGGAGUUUGAACAAUUCGGUUAGCGACGUAAAAUCAACUUGAACCCAAAAAAAAGUGCGACACCUGACCACCAAAAUCAACUUUUAUUAAGCUAUGAGCAUUUAGUCAAUUCAACAAAGGGAGCACUCCGAUCCAAAUUGCAUCAAGGGCAUCUUCCCCACACCAUUAAUUGACGUCAUGGCAUUGAGUCCGACUCAAAGAACGUUCUUGGAACCUGAUCCUGCAUCCCUUCAAGAUACCAUUUCGGUCAAUCCUUUGUCCUUAUACGAUCGCCGCGGCUCAAAGAAUUCUUACGCCUCAUCUUCUGCAAGAUCACAUGGCGCAGAUAGUAGGGCAAGUGAUGGAUUCUAUACGCCAACAUAUAUCUCUUCUGCAGAAUUUAGAGCAUCACGAAUAUCCAAUCGAAGAACUUCUGCAUCCAAUCAAGGAUCACAAGACCAACACCAACCAAAUCCAAUCUCACCACGUUCACAAGGAUCUUUUCAAAAAGAUGAUUCUAGCCCGUUCAUGCCUGUUCGUAAGCCAAAAGCAGAAGUGAACUUGUUUCCGGUCGAUGUUGAAGAUGAAGAAACAGAAGAUGAUGCACAUACACCUUUACCUUUGGCAACUCCUGUUUCUCCUAGUUCAAAUCCGUUAGCGGACUGGCCGCAAAGUCCUUCAGAUACGAUACCCACUUCACAAGCCGGCUCAACUGAAGGCGAAAGGUCGUAUGGAUAUCUAAUUGACUCUUACAAGCGUUCAUGGGAAAUUGAAGCUACUCCAUCAAAAAUAGAUCCAAGGUCAGAUUCAGGUGUCAUUUCACCUUAUAUGGCAUCCUUUAUCUCUGUUGAAGAACCAAAAUCCUCGAACCAUGCAUUCUACCCAACUCAUGACCUUCAAUCAAGCCGCCAAGACAAUAUUGAACAACACAAAAAUACACAGCCCACGUUCAUAAUACCAAAACGAAGGACUAGUAGCAGAAGCGGCGGCCCUGAAACGCCUUCAAUACAGAAUUUGCGGAAUGUAAAAGUGGAAAAUGAUUCGUUGGAUGGAGCGCUUGAGAAGAUUGAUCACAUUUAUAAUUCUUCAAUCACACCUCUCAGCUCGCCGGAUUCGAUGCCUCAAGGAAAUUCAACUACAUUUGGCGCCCAAAAUUCGGCUUCCGUGUCGGAUGUUGAAUUCGUAUCGGACGAUCGAAAAUUCACAGCAACAACAGGCUAUCCGAACAGUCUUACCUCAGCCGGUGAUUCGUCAAAUUUGAUUGCAUUUCCAGGUAUAAAUGCUCCGAACACAUUUGAACAAGAGAACAAAUACUUACCUGUGCAAUCAACAAAUUCAUCCAAUUCGGAAGUAGCGGCGGCAGCAUUAACAACAACGCCUCGAUCUCCUCUUUCAAAAGCAUCUGUUGCACUGCAAAAGCUGGGCAAUUUUAGAUCCAAUGUGUUUGGAGGCUCAAUACAAAAAACCGAUAGCGCACCUUCAAAUUUCACAAGCAGUUCUGCGAAAGAAGAAUAUUCGAUGACGUCCCCUUCAUCGGCUUUAGCGUUGUCUGGGUUACCAGCUUCAUUUCAAGCACCAAUGAACGAAAAUAUAGAAGUGAAUGGAAUCGAUGCAAAGAAUCAUUAUCCACCUUCAUCAUCUAGAAACUUGAACGGCUCCAGUGGACUUGGUGGUUCGCAAAGUGUAGAUGGGAACAUUGGUGGUGGUAAUCACGCAAUAGGAUUAUCUUCCAUCAAGGGAAGAUUACGUACCCUGUCCGGCAGCCUGCGCAGGAUGAACUCAAAAAGUGAUCACAGCAAUGUAGACGGAGUAGGACAAAGUUUUAAUGAAGGGCCAAGAGAGCGAGGUAGCGGUUCUCCGCUCAUGCAUGCGAUCCUCCCUUCCGCUCGUCAGUCUGCUUUGACUCUUGCUUCAUUAGCGGCCAAGAAAGGAAGCAGUCCACCUAUUUCAACUUCUCAUUUGACAACUUCUUCUGAUAUUCAAAGUGAAAUUUUACGACCGGAAGAUGCAGCGAUGCCUUUUAUAGCAUCACAAAGAUUUUUAAGACCUGCUACUUCCCCUGGCAUUCAACGUGGUCCUCAGAUGAGUUCAAGUUCCGAUACAAGAACAUCAUCAGGCUGGAGUGCGCCCAUCACUGACGAGACAGACAAUAGCUCUACUCUGAGACCAACGCUGGACACGAUUGCCAACACCCCUUCAUCUUCUGGCUCUGUGCCCACUUUGAAUAGCAUCAAACGCAAACCGGUUCCAAACUUAGAUCCGACUGCAAGACCAAGAACAGCCUCUCCCGCCAUGAUUGAAUCAAAUUCAUCGCCACAAACCCUUUCGGUCGGCAAAGCUCCUCGAUUGCGUAAUGCGAUGUCUUCCACCGCCUUGAAUAUUCCGACCAAUGCAAAAGAGCAUAAUGCAAGUGUACCUGCCGUUCUUGUCCCAAGCAAUUUUGGACCACAAAAGCGUUCUUCUGCAGCCAGUCAAUUCGGCCCCGCUUAUCCUCGUCGUCGUUCAUCUUCGGCUAGUCAACAACAAAAUGCAACACCGCCUAUUUUGAUAAGAACGACGAGAAAUAGCGAAGAAGAGUCGGUUUCGCCUUUGACAAAGACAAGACAAUUGUUUGAUGAUACGGUUGAUCAUCAAUCAUCAGUUGAUACGGUUACUCAGCCUAUACGGAUGCCCCGUAGAGGGUCUACAAGCAGUAAUCGAAAGCCUGUACCUACAAUCUUAGGUCUUGCUGGCAAUAAUGCUACGUCGGAUAUUACGUAUGAUACAGCCAAUCGCGCAAGAAGCUCUUUGGGGGCUGAAGGUCACUCGAUGCCCAGUAAGAGUAGCACAACCUCAAAUACAAACAUUUCGUUCAAUGGCUAUUCUCUAACGGCCGGUGGCGGUAGCGGAUCUGUGCAACCACUUUCACCCCGAAGUCUUGGCAAUUGGCAAGGAUACGGACAUUCAAACGUUUCGGUUGAAUCGACUGGAUCACCUUUAAAUACAAACAUUCGCCUUCGUACUGCACCGGAAGCACAAAGGCCAAGUAUCGUCUCUACGACGGGAAGGCCAAGUAUUGUCUCUUUGACGGGAAGUCAAACAGGCUUUGGUACUCAAAGUGGCUCUUCACAAGAGCAUUCUUCUCACAAUUUUCCUACGCAAAAUCGACAACAAAGAGUUUCACGUUCUUCUGGCACUGGCAUAGAUUCGGGUCUUCAAACAUAUCUCAACGAAGAAGAUUAUCAAAUCAUUGAAGACGAACCUAUUGUUGCUAAAGAUUUGAAUUUGGCCAGCAUCAGACAUAGAGUUGCUCCUGAAUUCGUUAAUACUGGCUCAAGGUGGACAAAUCCUCAUCGUCCUCUGUCAAUACGAUCGCGAAGGAUGAGUUCGGAUACUUUGCGUGAUGAUGCUCAAAGCAUGUUCGACGGCUCAACGAGCACGUUUAAUGGCGAACAAGGAGACAUGGGCAAAAAAUCUGUCUUGCUCGGAUCUGACAAAGAACAAAAGAAACGUAAAGGUGCAGUAGAAGCACGUGAGAAAGAAUUGACGGUUGAAGCAUUGAGCAAAGCAGAGAUGGCAUACGCUCAUAUUGACAUCUGGACCGAAUCUAGACGUGGCAAAUGGAUCGUCAAAUGUCCCGCACCAGAUGAUUCAUAUCCUGCCGAACAGUUACCAGACAUUUCUGAUCCAUGGAUGAUUCCAAUUGAUGCAAAGGGAAUCGUUCGCCGUAAGAAGUUGAAAUCCAACAUUGAACUUUCCUCGACGAAAACAAUCAUCAUUUGUCCCGAUUGUCGUGAAGCUGCUCAGUUGAACAUCGCUCACAACUGUUCCACGUGUCAUGGAUCCGAAAGGGUUGAAAUGGUUUACACGGUACAAUGUGUAGUUCGUAUGGCUCAAUUCUUGCCACUCAAAUUGCCCGCUGCUCUUUUGCUUGGCACCAAGCAACCUCACAUCAAAUACAUUGAUGCUGCUGAUCCUGAUCAUCGAACGGAUAUCUUACGUGACCGUGCUUUGGAAGGAUUGCAAAGUUCUGCUGCCCGUGUGAUCCGCGUUCACAAUGUUCAACAUGGUUCAAGGCUAUUGAUGGGCCGUGUGAGAAUCACUCGAAUUGGUGUUUUGACAGUGAGCAUUCAUUCUGCAAAGAGUAAAAUUCCAAGAUUAUUCGAUGUGGAAGACGGUGCGAAUGGUCAGAUCAAUGAAGUUACACAUUUCGCAACUACUUCAAGCGGACGUGCUUCAGUGAUGAGCAAUGGAACGUCAAGCAACCGUGCCUCGUUCUCUCGUAAAGGAUCUUCGGCAGGCCUGAGUGUUGAUCAUAUGCCUUUGCCUGAUGAUAUGGAUUCGGUAAAGAGUGGAAAGACGAACAAAUCUCGUGGAGCUUCAAGUUUGUUUUAUUCACUUGCAGGUAAAAAGAAGAACGGUUUCGGCAAUGCAAGUUCUCCUAACUUGAUCCAAUCUGCUUAUCAGAAUAAUGCGGAUUCCAUUCCUGCUUUGCCUGAUCAUGAAGAUCUUGGUGGUUUCGGUCGUACACACAAGCGUAACAAUCUCAGCGUUAGUGAUCCUGUUCCAAUCUUGGACGGUCAAACUCAAUUACAAUCUACCUUGUAUACCUCUAAGGCAAACGGUAAACGCUCGCUGAAAUCACUUUUCCGUCAUCAUUAAAGAGUUUUUAUUAUUUUCGUAUCUGCUCUGCUUUAUCUUUCGAUUUCUGUAUAUCUCUGUUUUCCCCCUUUUUUUCAGCUCUCAUCUUGAUGAUGGGAUACAUUCAUGUACCAAUGCUCUCAACUUUCACGCUUGCUUCAUUUUUCUCAAAAUCGACAAAUACCCUGGUUUAUUCAUGUCACAUUUAUCUCACACGCAUC
Meira miltonrushii is the source of this 4925-nucleotide messenger RNA. RefSeq lists its product as uncharacterized. The transcript has a single exon. Lineage: Eukaryota; Fungi; Basidiomycota; Exobasidiomycetes; Exobasidiales; Brachybasidiaceae. The coding region runs from base 283 to 4725 and encodes 1480 amino acids. The record is from RefSeq and is a predicted model, not a curated record.